AUGUUGGACGUGUUCUUCUUCAUGUUCCUGCUGUGUAUCUGGGUGGUAGCAUUUGGCGUUGCUAAGCAGGGCAUCCUCAUCCACAACGAGGACCGACUGGACUGGAUCGUCCGGGGGGCCAUCUACGAACCAUACCUCAUAAUCUUUGGGAAUAUGCCCUCUAACAUCGACAGUAAGUCAACUGAUCAAAUAAUGUGUAGAUGAAUAGGAACCGUCCUCAUCCAUGCAGCAUGUCUUUCUAUUUUUUACUAUGUGCUGUUUGAGUAGCCUGGUCCCAGAUGUGUGUGCUGUUUGAGUAGCCUGGUCCCAGAUGUGUGUGCUGUUUGAGUAGCCUGGUCCCAGAUGUGUGUGCUGUUUGAGUAGCCUGGUCCCAGAUGUGUGUGCUGUUUGAGUAGCCUGGUCCCAGAUGUGUGUGCUGUUUGAGUAGCCUGGUCCCAGAUGUGUGUGCUGUUUGAGUAGCCUGGUCCCAGAUGUGUGCGCUGUUUGAGUAGCCUGGUCCCAGAUGUGUGCGCUGUUUGAGUAGCCUGGUCCCAGAUGUGUGUGCUGUUUGAGUAGCCUGGUCCCAGAUGUGUGCGCUGUUUGAGUAGCCUGGUCCCAGAUGUGUGUGCUGUUUGAGUAGCCUGGUCCCAGAUGUGUCCGCUGUUUGAGUAGCCUGGUCCCAGAUGUGUUUGUGCUCUUGCCAACUCCAUUGCUGUCAUUGUCAAGCCAAAUUCCAUAAGAAGUUGGCAGGCGUGGCGUGGCAGGAUGACUCUAUGUACAUAGAACUCAGUGGUUUCUCCAUGCAGCGCCACGAUCGGACAAAGGCGGCCUCGGGAAAGUCCAAAGGGGGAGGGAUGUGCCUCAUCAUAAACAACAUCUGGUGCGCUGCUUCCAGUGUGAAGGAAAUUUGCCUGUAGACCCUUUUAUCUACCAAGAAAGUUAUCAUCUGUAAUUAUCACGUCUGUCUACAUCCCUCCUCAAGCCAACACCACUCUGGCACUCAACGAACUGGAUGGGGCCAUAAACAAACAAGAAACCGCUCACCCAGAGGCAGCAUUUCAGGUGGGCGGAGACUUUAACACAGGGAGACUUAAAACCGUCCUACAUCACCUCUACCAACACGUCUCCUGCACCACUAGGGGCGCUAAAACUCUAGACCACUUUUAUUCUACCUCACAGAAACGCAUACAAGGCCAUCCCUCAUCCUCCCUUCGGCAAAUCUGACCAUGACUCCAUUCUCCUGCUUCCUGUCUACAAACAAAAGCUCAAACAGGAGGUACCAGUGACUCGCUCAAUGUGGAAGUGGUCCGAUGAAGCAGACGUGAGGCUACAAGACUGUUUUGCUGGUACAGACUGGGAUAUGAUCCGGGAUUCAUCCAACAGCAUUGAGGAGUUUUACCACAUCAGUCACGGGCUUCAUCAAUAAGUGCAUAGACGAUGUUGUCCCCACAGUGACCGUACGUACCCUAACCAGAAACAAUGGAUUACAGGCAACACCCACGCUGGGCUAAAGACUAGAGCUACCGCUUACAAGGAAUGGGACACGGACAUGGACACAUACAAGAAAGCCCCCUACGACCUCACGGACAUGGACACAUACAAGAAAGCCCCCUACGACCUCACGGACAUGGACGCAUAUAAGAAAGCCCCCUACGACCUCACGGACAUGGACGCAUAUAAGAAAGCCCCCUACGACCUCACGGACAUGGACACAUACAAGAAAGCCCCCUACGACCUCUGAUGACCUCUGAUGAGCCAUCAAACAUGCAAAAGGACAAUAUAGGAGGAAGGUGGAAUCCGUUUACACCGGCUCUGAUGCUCGUCGUAUAGGGGGAAGGUGGAAUCCUAUUACAUCGUCAUUUAGCAGACGCUCUUAUCCAGGGCGACUUACAAAUUGGUGCAUUCACCUUAUAGCCAGUGGGACAACCACUUUACUUUUUUUUUUGUUGGGUGGGGUAAGAGGGGGUAGAAGGAUUACUUUAUCCUAUCCCAGGUAUUCCUUAAAGAGGUGGGGUUUCAAGUGUCUCCGGAAGGUGGUGAGUGACUCAUAUUACACCUGCUCCAACGCUCGUCGUAUGUGGCAGGGCUUGCAGACGAUAACGGGUUACAAAGGGAAACCCAGCCGUGGGUUGCCCAGCGAUGCAGAACUCCCGAACGAGCAAAGUGCCUUUUUAUGCUCGCUUCGAGGAAUACAACACUGUGCCUUGCGUGAAAGCCCUUGUUCUUUUCAGAUGACUGUGUGAUCUCGCUCUCUGUGGACGAUGUGAACAAAAUGUUUAAACAGGUUAACUUGUGACUUGUUUUGGUUGUGUUUCAGAUUAUUUUGUGCCCAAUAGAAAUGUAUGGUAAAUAAUGUAUUGUGUCAUUUUGGAGUCACUUUUAUUGUAAAUAAGAAUAUAUAAUAUGUUUCUAAACACUUCUACAUGAAUGUGGAUGCUACCAUGAUUACGGAUAAUUGUGAAUGAAUCGUGAAUAAUGAUGAGUGAGAACGUUAGAGGCAUAAAUAUCAUACCCACCCCAAUGCUAACCUCCCCUCUUAUUGUAAUGGUAAGAGUUUAGCAUGUCUUGGGGGUAUGAUAUAAAAUGCUAACCUCCCCUCUUAUUGUAAUGGUAAGAGUUUAGCAUGUCUUGGGGGUAUGAUAUAAAAUGCUAACCUCCCCUCUUAUUGUAAUGGUAAGAGUUUAGCAUGUCUUGGGGGUAUGAUAUUUGUGUGUCUGUAACUUUCUGGUGACAAAUAAAAGUUGAUUUGAUUUGAGGAGAGCCGAAACAGACUGGCAGUCUUGAUCAAUGUAAAGUAGAUCCCAUAGCUAACCACCUACUGUUGGUUCCUCUAUCUGCCAUAGCUAACCACCUACUGUUGGUUCCUCUAUCUGCCAUAGCUAACCACCUACUGUUGGUUCCUCUAUCUGCCAUAGCUAACCACCUACUGUUGGUUCCUCUAUCUGCCAUAGCUAACCACCUACUGCUGGUUCCUCUAUCUGCCAUAGCUAACCACCUACUGUUGGUUCCUCUAUCUGCCAUAGCUAACCACCUACUGUUGGUUCCUCUAUCUGCCAUAGCUAACCACCUACUGUUGGUUCCUCUAUCUGCCAUAGCUAACCACCUACUGUUGGUUCCUCUAUCUGCCAUAGCUAACCACCUACUGUUGGUUCCUCUAUCUGCCAUAGCUAACCACCUACUGUUGGUUCCUCUAUCUGCCAUAGCUAACCACCUACUGUUGGUUCCUCUAUCUGCCAUAGCUAACCACCUACUGUUGGUUCCUCUAUCUGCCAUAGCUAACCACCUACUGUUGGUUCCUCUAUCUGCCAUAGCUAACCACCUACUGUUGGUUCCUCUAUCUGCUUCAGAUGCCCUGUUUGACAGAAAGGCCUGCAGUGUAAAUGGUACAGAGCCUCAAAAGCCUAAAUGUCCUAUUCUUAACGAGGACCAGAUGCCAGCGUUCCCUGAGUGGCUGACUAUCAUCCUACUGUGUGUCUACCUGCUGUUUGCCAACAUCCUGCUGCUCAACCUACUCAUAGCAAUCUUCAAGUAGGUUCCAAUCAUCAAUCAAUCAAUCAAUCAAUCAAACAAUUGAUCCAUCCAUCCAUCCAUCCAUUCAUCCAUCCAUCCAUCCAUCCAUCCAUCCUUCCAUCCAUCCACUCAUCCAUCCAUCCCAUCCAUCCAUCCAUCCAUCAUCCAUCCCCCAUAUAUCCAUCGCAUCCACCCAUAUUCCUCCAUCCAUCCAUCCACCUCAUCCAUCCAUCCAUCCCCAUCCAUCCAUCCAUCCAGUCCAUCCAUCCAUCCAUUCAUCCCAUCCAUCUCCAUCCAUUCCCAUCCAUUCCUGCCAUCAUCAUCAAUCCAUCCCCAUCAUCCAUCCAUCCAUCCAUCAUCAUUCCAUCCUCCAUCAAUCCAUCCCAUCCAGACCAUCCAUCCAUCCAUCAUCCAUCCAUCCAUCCAUCCAUCCAUCCAUACCUCCAUCCACUCAUCCAUCCAUCCAUCCAACCACCCAUCCAUCCAUUUUCCCUCCAUCUCCAUCCACCUCCAUUUCCAUCCAUCCAUCCAUCCCCAUCCAUCCAUCCAUCCAUCCAUCCAUUCCUCCAUCCACCAUCCAUCAUCCAUCCUCCAUCCAUCCAUCCAUCCAUUCCUCCACCACCCACCCACCCAUCCAUCCAUCCAUCCCCCCAUCCCCCCCACCCUCCUCCUCCUCCUCCUCCCCCCCUCCUCCCUCCUCCCCUCCUUUCCCUCCUCCUCCCCCCACCCCCCACCCCCCACCAUCCACCACCCACCUCCAUCCAUCCCCCCAAAUUCCCCAUCCAUUCCUCCAUCCUCCACCUUUCCAUCCCCUCCUCCAUCCAUCCACCCUCCUCCUUUCCAUCCAUCCAUCCACCACCCAUCCAUCCAUCCACCUCCACCCAUCCUCCAUCCAUCCAUCCAUCCAUCCAUCCAUCCAUCCAUCCAUUCCUCCACCCACCCACCCACCCACCCAUCCAUCCAUUCCUCCAUCCAUCCAUCCAUCCAUCCAUCCAUCCAUCCAUCCAUCCAUCCAUCCAUCCAUCCAUCCAUCCAUCCAUCCAUCCAUCCACCCAUCCACCCAUCCAACCAUCCAUCCAUCCAUCCACCCAUCCACCCCAUCCAUCCAUCCAUCCAUCCAUCCAUCCAUCCAUUCAUUAAUCUAUGCACUUUGUAUCAUCUGCACUAUUGUCCGUGAUUCCCUCUUCUCCCUCUUCCUCUCACUCUCCACCCUCCAGCUAUACUUUCCAGGAGGUUCAGGAUAACACAGACACCAUCUGGAAAUUCCAGCGGUAUGAACUGAUCAAGGAGUACCACAGCCGACCCGCUGCCCCCCCUCCACUCAUCCUCCUCUCCCAUAUCUUCCUCUUCAUCAGACGCAUAGUGCUAAAGAGACCCCCGAAUAGUUACAGAACCUUCAGUGAGUCCUGA
Messenger RNA from Coregonus sp. 'balchen', 4899 nucleotides. Lineage: Eukaryota; Metazoa; Chordata; Actinopteri; Salmoniformes; Salmonidae. The record is from the annotation of a GenBank genome assembly.